UAAAAUUGACAUUUAACUAGUACUUGUAGACGAGCAGUUAACGCGCUUGAGUUCGAUCUAUGAAUACUGGCCAGGCAUGGGUUCGAGUCCCACCACGGUUGAAUAAUUGAAUAAUUUUCGCUACGCGCUAGUUUAAUUUUCGAUUAUCUUCGACUGUGAGGACUCGGUUCGUUGUCGAACAAACAUUAGCUGUCUAUGAUAAACUCAUAAAGGUCAGCUGGACUACACCAGCAAGGAAAAAAAAUGACAUUUAUUUUUCUUGUACAAUGAAGUUGUAACCUCAUGAUGACGCUUGACGCUAGCUUUCAGCGUCAAACUAUAGCUCCACCUAGCUGAAAUAAAUAAAAACACGUCCAGCGUCAAACGCCAGCGUCAAAUUAAAUCAGCGGCGAAAAAAUGUAUGAAUAUCGAAAGUCGAUAUCUCAAGAUAUACCUUGAAGCUAGUCCUUAACCUAAUUUUUAUAAAAACACAUGGUGAAUAUGAUUAUCAAUUGUGGAUUUAUCAGUGUCAAAAAAUAAUUCGUGAAGCUGAAAUAAAAAAAAAAAAUCAGGCGCAAGAGGAUUAUUAGUGCUUUGUUAUGCAAUUAACUAGUUAUACAAAAUUGUAGAAAAAAAUAUACAAAAAAAAAAAUUUUGGAUUCAUCCUUUAUUCAAAUUACGGCGAGACUAUGGCUUCUUUGAGGUCAUAUUCCCAACUCUUUCUUCGUAUUCUAAAAAAAUUGAAAAUUACAUCCGAAUGACAGCAGUCCAAUUUGAAAAGCUUCUAUGUUUAGUUGGCCUGAAAAUAUCAAAUCAAAAAGUUGUAAGAGAGCCUAUUUCAGCUCCAGCACGACUAGCUAUGACUUUGCGAUUUCUAGCAACUGGUGACUCAAUGUCGACGGUGUCGUAUCAGUAUUUAGUUGGGUUAACAACAACAGCAAAUAUAAUUGUCGAAACUUGUCAAGCUCUAUGGAGUUGUCUUAAAGAAAAAGUAUUACCGUAUCCUUUGACUGAAUCUCAUUGGCUGAAAAUUGCUGAUGAAUUCGAAAAGCAAUGGCAAUUUCCACAUUGCAUUGGAGCUAUCGAUGGGAAACAUAUACACAUACAGUGUCCUGAUAAUGCAGGUUCUUCAUAUUACAAUUAUAAAAAUAGUCACAGCAUUGUAUUGAUGGCAGUUUAUGAUGCUAAUUAUUUGUUUACUCUCGUUGACAUUGGUGCUUACGGUAGAAGAAGUGAUGGAGGGAUUUUCCGGAGCUCAGCAAUGGGUCAGAAGUUUGAGAAUAGUGACAUGAACAUACCAAAACCAGACUCGCUAACUGUAGAUGGAAUGCCUCAACCAUAUGUUCUUGUGGGAGACGAGGCGUUUCAAUUGACAAAACUAUUUACUUCGACCAUAUCCUGGUAGAAGUGGUUUGAAUAAAGAAAAAAGUAUAUGUAAUUAUCGUCUCAGUCGAGCACGCAGAACUAUUGAAAAUUCAUUCGGGAUCAUAGUGAGUUUAUGGAGGGUUCUAAAAAAACCAAUUGAUGCUACAGUUGAGAAUACAAUCGAUAUGAUUCAAGCAAUCAUAUGUUUGCAUAAUUGGCUUCGCAAGCAUGACAAAGAUGAUGUUUACAUCCCACCUAACUUAGUAAUUGAUCAAGAACGCCCUGAUGGUAUAAUUUCUAGAGAUUUGAGGCAUGAAGUUAACGAUUCUGCCCUCAAAGACACAACAGCUUAUGGCAAUAAUUUCAGUAGCAGAUCUGCAGUAGCUGUUCGAGAUGAAUUUUGUGAAUACUUUAAUGCCGAAGGAGCUAUUCCCUGGCAAUAUUAUCGUUAAGUAUAAAUUGUAAAUAUUUUUUUUUAAUACCAUCAAAAAUUUAUUAAAAUCGCUUUGUAUUUAAAUUGUAAAUAUA
Messenger RNA from Cotesia glomerata, 1872 nucleotides. Its product is annotated as protein ANTAGONIST OF LIKE HETEROCHROMATIN PROTEIN 1-like. Lineage: Eukaryota; Metazoa; Arthropoda; Insecta; Hymenoptera; Braconidae. The transcript has 4 exons. The record is from RefSeq and is a predicted model, not a curated record. The coding region runs from base 737 to 1384 and encodes 215 amino acids.